Molecule: messenger RNA, 3385 nt
Organism: Cicer arietinum (chickpea)
Lineage: Eukaryota; Viridiplantae; Streptophyta; Magnoliopsida; Fabales; Fabaceae
Product: homeobox protein LUMINIDEPENDENS
Biological process (GO): vegetative to reproductive phase transition of meristem
Cellular component (GO): nucleus
Molecular function (GO): DNA binding
Source: RefSeq, a predicted model, not a curated record
AUUCCAGAAAUUUAUCGAGUCCCAAACACGGCCUAAGUCUCUCUCGUGUCAGUGCUCUUUCUCUCUCCAGAAUUAGCUCCCAACGAAACCCUAACGAGUUAUGUUCUCAACUGGGAACCAUAGAGAAGCAUCGGGGAUUGAAUUGAAUAAUUAAUGCAUUUAUCUACACAUUGCAACCUAGAAACAUCGAUCUUCGUCAUCAACAAUGGAGGUCUGGAACGACGAUUUAUCGGAGCUGGAGAUUGGGAGUUCCGUCGAGUCGUUCCAGAGGUUUUUGAUUUCGCAAAGAGAACUCUUCCAUAGCCAGAUCGACCAGUUUCAAGAAAUUGUCGUCACGCAAUGCAAACUCACCGGCGUCAAUCCUCUCUCUCAAGAAAUGGCAGCCGGUGCUCUAUCAAUAAAAAUUGGAAAAAGGCCCAGGGAUUUAUUAAAUCCAAAGGCUGUAAAUUACAUGCAAUCAAUUUUUUCUAUUAAAGAUGCAAUUAGCAAGAAAGAAUCUCGCGAGAUCAGUGCUUUAUUUGGUGUAACAGUAACACAGGUGCGUGACUUUUUCACUAGUCAACGUUCCAGAGUAAGGAAACUAGUUCAGUUGUCAAGGGAGAGGGCAUUAAGAUCUAAUUCUUGUGCGGAAUCUCAUGAUGUUCAAAUAAACUUUGAUCCUGUGAGAUCAAUAAAUCCAGCUCCCUUAAACUCUGCUGGCCCCAUCAAUACGGAAGAAGCAUCUUGUUCAACACAAGAAGCAGCUCUGUCUGACCUAGACAACUUAGAUAAACAAUUUGUUGAGAACAUUUUUGGUCUAAUGCAGCAAGAGCAAACAUUUUCUGGUCAGGAGAAAUUGAUGGAGUGGAUAUUGACGAUACAGAAUUUUUCAGUCUUGUUGUGGUUUUUGACCGGAGGAGGUGCAAUGACUUUAGCAAAUUGGUUGAGCAAAGCUGCUGUUGAAGAGCAAACUAGUGCACUGCUUCUUAUCUUGAAGGUUCUUUGUCAUUUGCCUUUACAUAAAGCCCUUCCUGCACACAUAUCAGUUUUGUUGCAGAGUGUUAAUAGACUACGGUUCUACAGGACCUCAGACAUAUCUAACAGGGCAAGGGUUUUGUUAUCAAAGUGGAGCAAAUUGUUAACAAGGAACCAAGCCAUAAAGAAACCCAAUGGUGUUAAGCCAUCUGGCGACGUUCAAAAAGAGAUAAUACUUUCUCAAAGUAUUGGCCAAAUCAUCGGCCCUGAAUCAUGGCAUUUGAAUAUUGAUGUUCCUGAAGACAUUCUUGCUCUCUCAAAUGAAUUUUCAGAUGAUUUCAGGAAAAUGCAAUCGCGGUCUGUUAAGUUGUUGCUGCCUAGCUCAGAUGAUUGUAAUAAGAAACCCCCACUUGGUGUAUCUUCAUCUCAAUCUAGAGAGCGCAGAAAAGUGCAAUUGGUGGAGCAGCCAGGAUCUGUGAGUAGAAGCCCACCGGUGGCAAGGACAGUGCCUGUAAGUCAGGGCCGUCCUAUGUCUGCUGAUGACAUCCAGAAAGCAAAAAUGCGUGCAUUAUUUAUGCAGAGUAAGUAUGGGAAAACCGUUUCUUCAAAAGUAAAUAAAGCCAAAACUGUUAGUCCGAGUAAAUCUCGGACAAAUCAGGCCAGCAUUGCAGUCUGCUCUUCUAAAGUUCCAUCUCCUCUCAAAAUUGAAGAAGACAAGAAACCUCUGUUGCUUCCCUCUAAAACGUCUAUUAGGCUUGAAUCUUCUUAUUCCAAACUGAAAAUGGAUUUGAAGGAACCUAUCUGGGAGAAGUGCAAGAGGGUGAAAAUCCCGUGGAAGACACCAGCAGAAGUAAAACUUCAAGAUACCUGGAGAGUUGGUGCUGGUGAAAAUAGCAAAGAGGUUCAUGUCCAGGAAAAUAGGAACCGCAGGGACAAAGAAUCCAUUUAUCAGACAGUACAAGAGAUGCCCUCUAACCCCAAGGAGCCGUGGGAUCUUGAAAUGGACUACGACGACUCUUUGACAGCGGAAAUUCCUAUUGAACAGCUACCAGACGGUGAUGGUGCAGAAAUAGUAGAUGCAUCCAAUCAAACUGCAACUCAUGCUGCUGUUCAAGGGGUGGCCUCCUCAUCUUCAGCCAGUAAUGCAGCCAAUGCUGAACCUGAUUUGGAAUUGCUUUCCGUACUACUGAAAAAUCCAGAAUUGGUGUUUGCCUUAACUUCUGGACAAGCCGGUAACAUAACAAGUGAGGAAACCUUGAAGCUACUUGACAUGAUCAAGAGAGGAAGUGUGAACUUGGGAUUAAGUGAAAAUGCAAAUGGCAAUUAUGGUACUAGUGCAAAGGCCCCUGAGAAGGUGGAAGUUUCUCUCCCAUCUCCAACUCCUUCAAGCGAUCCCAGUACGAGUGGAUGGAGCAUCGAAGCACAAAAGAAUCCUUUUACACGGCAAAACUUAGCACCUGAUAGAAGAUUUAUCCAGAGCUCUGCUUCAAUUGCAACUACCAACCUAUCAUAUCAGAUUCCGGCAACUAGUACUACAGUAAGGCAACAGCAUAUAGUUGUUCCAUCUUUGAACCAGCUCACCGGCACAACAGUUUCUCGAUAUUCACUACCUCAGGCAACUAACAUUAUUCCUGAAAAACAACCACCACGUGUUCAUUCCUCCGUGCAUGCACAAACACCUUUCUCUGAUAGAGGUUUAAGCAUGAAGAACACAAUCACCGCAAAAGGUCCUCUAGCAAUGCGGGCUGAUGGCAUAAGUAAUAUAAAACCAGUAGUACCUAAUUCGAGUAUGCAAGCGGGUUUGUCUAAUUCAUUCCCACAAUCCUUUACGAUGACCUCACCAUCACACUUAGCUACACAACAACAAAGACAUGCGCAUACGAUACUCCAUCAGCCCCAUUUCGCCGAACCAUCCUAUCAAAACCCUGUGCAUUCCUAUCAACCACAAUUCGAAAAAUCAGGUCCUGUGUCAGAUUUGCGGAGAGUUAGGCAGGAUAUACCAUCCAGUUAUCAUGAUCAAAGAAAUCAUAACAAUUAUAAUACAUUGGUUGGGGAACCCAUGCAGUCUGGUUCUUGGGAUAGAAACAAUCAUGAAAGGGAGGGUUUUGAAUCAUGGAGUCCGGAGAAUAGUCCAACUAGGAAUCCUAGGUAUGUUCCAGGUAGGAAUAUCCCGGAGUCCAGAAUGAAUCAUGCAAGAAAUCAUAGACCUGAAUGGUCAAGGCAGCGUGGUUCUUCUGGACACUGGGAUCCUGGUAGGCAUGAGAAUAGAAAGUGGCAUGAUCAAAGACGAUGAUUUUAAUGUUUACAUUGUUUUGGUCUGUGGGUUCAAUCAGACCCUUAACUUGUAUGUAAAGAGUUGGAUUCAAAUAACAAUCAUUUUUCUUUUGGUUAUAAGAGAGUGAGUAUAAAUGGGUCUAAAUUGAUUGUUAAA